Messenger RNA from Endocarpon pusillum Z07020, 1491 nucleotides. RefSeq lists its product as uncharacterized. Lineage: Eukaryota; Fungi; Ascomycota; Eurotiomycetes; Verrucariales; Verrucariaceae. Gene Ontology annotation, biological process: transmembrane transport. The record is from RefSeq and is a predicted model, not a curated record. Gene Ontology annotation, molecular function: transmembrane transporter activity. Gene Ontology annotation, cellular component: membrane. The transcript is spliced from 5 exons. Bases 1 to 1491 code for a protein of 496 amino acids.
AUGGCCACUACUGAGAAGCAGCUCAGCUCUCAAAGUCUGGAUGAUGUCCCACCAAAAGAAAAGGAUGUCGCUGCGCUACCUCUCUCCGAUGCCACCGUUGAUAUUGAGACAACCUAUGGGGUGAACGAGAAAGCCUUGCUCCGGAAACUGGACUAUAAGCUGCUACCCGCUCUCACCCUCCUGUACCUGUUGUCUUUCUUGGAUCGUAGCAAUGUUGGCAACGCGCGGGUGGAGGGUUUGGUCACAGAUUUACACAUGACCGGCAAUCAGUACCUGACUGGCCUAACGCUGUACUUCAUCGGCUAUGUUCUGUUCGAGAUUCCCUGCAAUGUGGUACUUAAAUUGACGUCGCCCAAAAUAUGGCUCCCCACUUUGACACUCGCCUGGGGCAUCGUCGCUACUCUCCUUGGUGUCACACAAAACAUGGCAGGCUUCUUUGCGGCGCGCUUCUUUCUAGGUGUUACCGAGAGUGGACUCUUCCCUGGAGUUGUCUUUUACUUGUCCAUGUGGUACAAACGAGAGGAACAACAUUACAGAAUUUCUCUCUUCUUCAGUGCUGCGUCCCUGGCCGGCGCGUUUGGGGGUGUACUUGCUUGGGGCAUUGCUCACAUGAGGGGCGUGGGUGGUCUCAACGGCUGGCGGUGGAUCUUUAUCCUCGAGGGCAUCCUGACUGUCCUGGUCUCCCUCGCCGCCUACUUCUUCAUCGCCAACUAUCCUUCAACGGCCAAGUUUUUGACAGACAAAGAACGCGCCAGCAUCCAUACUCGUCUAGCAUCCAACAGCGACGCCACGCGAAACGAAGCCUUCACGUGGCAGAACGUGCGCCUUGCACUUAGUGACCCCAAAGUCUGGCUCUAUGGGCUGGGGUUCCACACCAUGAGCCUACCUCUCUACACCCUCUCAUUGUUCCUUCCCACGAUAAUUACAGAACUCGGCUACACAGCCGCCCAAGCUCAGCUUCUCACCGUCCCACCCUACGCCGUGGCAUUUGUUACCACACUUGCAGUAGCCGUGGCCUCUGAAAAGCUCAAAAUCCGAGCGCCGUUCAUCAUGGGGCCCGCAUCCUUCGCUGUAAUCGGCUACAUCAUUCUGCUCUCGUCUGAGAAAGCUGGCGUUGCGUACGUAGGCACCAUCUUCGCAGCAGCUGGCAUUUAUCCUGCCACCGCAAUUGUCCUGUCCUGGCCGGCGAACAACGUUAGCGGACAGACGAAACGCGCAACGGCGAAUGCGAUGCAGAUCUCGAUUGGCAACUUGGGUGCUGUGCUGGGCACGCAGCUUUACAGAAGUCGCGACGGGCCGAGGUUUUUUGUGGGUCACGGCUUCGCCAUGGGCUACUUGUGCAUGAAUGUUAUAGUGGUGGGGUCGCUGUGGGCGAUUUUGAGAGCGGAGAAUGCAAGACGAGACAGGGGCGAGAGGAAUGAUAGGCUCGUCGGUGUAGCUACUGACGAGUGGCUGGGAGAUGAUGAUCCGAGAUGGAGAUUCCAGACUUGA